This is a messenger RNA of Carassius auratus (goldfish), 2656 nucleotides long. RefSeq names its product guanine nucleotide-binding protein subunit alpha-12-like. Gene Ontology annotation, molecular function: GTPase activity; guanyl nucleotide binding; D5 dopamine receptor binding. NCBI's taxonomy places the organism in Eukaryota, Metazoa, Chordata, Actinopteri, Cypriniformes, Cyprinidae. Bases 31 to 705 code for a protein of 224 amino acids. Gene Ontology annotation, cellular component: heterotrimeric G-protein complex; brush border membrane; cytoplasm. The record is from RefSeq and is a predicted model, not a curated record. The transcript has 2 exons. Gene Ontology annotation, biological process: adenylate cyclase-modulating G protein-coupled receptor signaling pathway; Rho protein signal transduction.
AAAUUAAAUCAUAAAUGUGAGUGAGCUGAAAUGCCUGUUAUUGCGCACAGAGUAAAACACUUGUUUUGUGGUCUUUUUUUACAGAGUGAAUCGGUGAAAUAUUUCCUGGACAACUUGGAUUGGAUUGGACAACUGAAUUAUGUACCGAGCCGACAGGACAUCCUAUUGGCCAGGAAGGCCACCAAGGGAAUUGUGGAGCAUGAUUUUGUCAUUAAGAAGAUCCCAUUUAAGAUGGUAGAUGUGGGUGGCCAGCGCUCUCAGAGACAGAAAUGGUUUCAGUGCUUUGACGGCAUCACCUCCAUCCUCUUCAUGGUGUCCUCCAGCGAGUACGACCAAGUGCUGAUGGAAGACCGUCGCACCAACCGCCUGGUGGAGUCCAUGAACAUCUUUGAGACUAUAGUCAACAACAAGCUCUUUUCCAAUGUGUCCAUAAUCCUCUUCCUCAACAAGAUGGACCUUCUGGUGGAGAAGGUACGCAAAGUCAGCAUUAGCAAACACUUUUCCGACUUCCGGGGAGACCCUCACCGACUGGAGGACGUGCAAGCCUAUCUUGUGCAAUGCUUCAACCGCAAACGUCGCAACCGAAGCAAGCCACUUUUCCACCACUUCACCACUGCCAUUGACACUGAGAACAUUCGCUUCGUCUUUCAUGCGGUCAAAGACACAAUUCUUCAGGAGAACCUUAAAGACAUAAUGUUGCAGUGACUUUUACAGGAAUUUGAUGUGUUUUGCCAUUGUUUGAGUCCGUUUCCCAUCCUAUUGCAGGAGGAAGUGCCUUCUUGACUUCAUUUUAACCAAUUUUACCAAUGGCGAAUGAAAAUGACAUGAAUCUCUCUAUGUCAUCACUUAUUUUAAUGUCUUCCUGUGAAACAGGAACUUUGAAAACACCUUGGACUGAAAUAAAACCAAGAACAUUUAAGGGUUUUACAGUUUGUAAAUGCAAAGAAAAUGAAACAGACGGACAAUCAAUCGUUAUUGAGUAUUUUCACCUCUUUUCUCAAGGAUAAACACAAUAUUACACUGGCUCAUCUCCCAAACAACAUCCUAGAAAUAAAUCACAAACCUGCACUGAACAUCCUGUUUGAAAAAGUAGUUAAUUUCAUGUCACUGACAGGUUAGUUUUUUAUUUAAUCUUAACAUUUAAAUCACGUUUUGCUUUAUCUAUGCUUGUAAGUUUAUAGAUGACAUGCAAAAUUCUCAUUAACAACUAAGCAGGGUUUUUGUACAUAGAGUGAAAAGGAGAUUUCCGAAAUGUUAAUAGUCUCUUCUGCUUUUAUGUGUCUCUUCACAUUAAGCGGCAAGCUUUGAAAUAUAGAUAGGGUCAAAUCACUGGUUAUGCCUAACACCACUAAUAAUGCAUUAAUGGUAUUCUUUAAAUGUCAUUAUUGCACAGCAUAUAUACUUUAUGAGUAUAAAUAUGAUGUUAAUCCUCUUGAAAUGUGUGUAACCUGUGUAGUCAAUGACUUUACAAGGAGUCAACUUUGUAAUGUCAACCUGAUGAUGUUUGGGGACUGAGUUUUAUUCUCCGGAUCUUGAUGAAUGUCUGAUGUGAACAGCUGUGCUUUACUAUCCCGGACGAGCCCCCUUAUUUGUUGCGCCCAAGUUGCGAUAAAAUCAUUUGAAACUACUUCAUAAACUGGGUGUGAAGUGACUUCCUGGUGAUGACUUCAAAUGCUAAGAAGUAUUCUUUGUGGUUUGAGUUAUUUUCCAGAGAUCUAGUUUUGUCAUCAGAAGUAGUCGCUGACUCACAGUAUUCUUGGAGGACGAGUGGUUUCAAUUUCAGUGCAGGUGUCCGCUUGUCAGAACUUUUUUUGGACAUUGUUUUGUGUUAUGGGAAAGUUUGAGAUACGUUAUCGAGUAGUUUUCAAGUUUUAACAAGAGCAUCAAGCCCUUUUCUUGCAUUCUUUCUUGUUUGUGGACUACAAUGGAAACUGUGACUCAUUUCUUGCGAAACAACAUUGACACUGUUUCUCUGUGCCCUUAAGGUUUUUAAAUUCUGUCCUUCCUCAUAAUUACCGCAGUGCCAUGUUGGCUUACUGAAAGUUGGCAGGAAGGGAUUUGAUUUGAGAUAUUGGACACACCCUAAACCUUUGUCCCUGACAGCUAAUCCCAGUGGGAGCCGAACGCAUGCAUUUACUGGAAGAUCUCUGGCUUCCGACUGGAUUCUUUCAUUCAAGGCUGUGUUUGUCCUUGUUUCCUUUUUUAAGACCACAAAUCCAUUGGGAGAGUUUGAAAGUUAAAUAGCGGAAAAGAAAUGCAGACACAGUAUGAAGGCUGGUAAAACUUGCAAUCAAGAAAAGCAUAUGGCGUGUAAUUAAUUUGAUAUAAAUUAUAUUUGGGGAAUGAUAAUCAAAGAAACUAUUUCCAGUUGCAGUUGCAAGCUACUGAAGGUGAUUUAACUACAGUAUUUAAUUAAGUUACAUUUGCUGCUCUUGUGUUUUGUCCCUCUUAGGAUCUCAAGAGUUUCACUAUUAGCAGGAUGUCUACUUCAACACUCUUUCAGUGUUUUACUGUACUUUUUCAACUUUCAAAUAUUGCUUCCCUAACGUUUUAAGUAUCCAGUGAUUGUAAAAAGUGAGAAAUUCCUGAUUUUAACUUCGUUAUGUGUGUUUUUGUAUAUAAGAACUGUUUAAAUACAAUAAAAUGUUGAGUUAUA